UAUAUUGAUGUAGUGUCUAUUUUAUACGUUGUCUGUGAUAAUACUAUGUAAAUAAUGUUACAGGGCUUGUUUAUUGUGUUAUUGUUUGUCUAUGGUUCAUUCUCUGAUAAUGAUCUUGUGAAGUUGUUUUAUUUAUUGCACUGUUAAAUAAUUGUUUUAAGACAUGGAAACUGUUCGACCUUGUGGUUGCAAAGGAAUAAGAUCGUGUCUUCUAUGUGAAAAAGAAUAUGAUAUAGUAAAACCUGACUUGAAACUUCAGUUAGAGAAAUCUUCUAUUUAUGCCUAUUGCCCACAUUGUGAUCAAGCAUAUCCUGAAUGGGAUGCUAAUCUUUAUAAAAAUCAUCCAAAUCAUCAUGGAAAACCUAUAGAAUUUCCUGGUGUAUAUAUACAGCUGAAUUUUUUAAAUUCCAAUGAGAUUGAUGUACUGACAAAAGCAGUUGAUGAUAUACCUUGGGAAGCUUCGCAAAGUGGAAGAAGAAAACAGAAUUUUGGUCCAAAGUGCAAUUUUAAGAAGAAAAAACUUCGUUUGGGUUCUUUCAAUGGCUUUCCAAAAUCUACACAUUUUGUACAACAAAAGUUCUCAGAAGUGCCUAUACUUAAAACUUUUCAAACAGUGGAGCAAUGUACUUUAGAAUAUGAUCCAUUACGAGGAGCUUCAAUAGAUCCACAUAUUGAUGAUUGCUGGAUUUGGGGUGAAAGAAUAGUUACUGUGAAUGUAAUGGGUGACUCAGUUUUAACAAUGACUCCGUACCUUGGACCAGAUACAAAAUACAAUUUGAAAAGUAUUGCUGAAUAUCCUACAACAUUGUGUAAUGAUGCAAACUUUAUUGAAACAAGUGAAAAUAGUGUUGUUAAUAACAUAACUAUCAGAUUACCAAUGCCAGAAGGGUCCCUUAUGGUUCUUUAUGGUGCUGCAAGGUAUAAAUGGGAACAUUGUGUCUUGAGAGAAGAUGUAAACUCUAGGCGAAUUUGUUUAGCUUAUCGUGAGCUCACACCUCCUUAUUUAAAUAAUUCAUCAACAAAUGAAGAAAUUAAGACACUUUUACAAAGGGCAUCAAUAUUUCAGUGAAACUAGAAAAAAUGUUUUCUAAUAAAGUAUAGCCAUGAGGGUAGAAACUGAAAAAAAUUGAAUUAAUGUAGAAGAAAACGAAUUGUGGUUAAGAAAGGAUAAUUCGAAAAAUAUCGAAAAUGUGAACAACAAUUACAUAGUUGAUAUACUAAGCCACAACAUCCUUGAGAAUACGGUAGGUAAUUCAGAACACAUUAAUUAAACUAAUUUAAUUUAUUUAAUUUACAUAUAAUUUUCCUAAUAUAGAAAUGUAAAAAUCACAUAAAUCACUGAUUUAGGAAACGAAAUGUAAAAAUCCAAAUUAUAAUUUAGUUUUUCACACAAAAAAAUGUAGAAAAUUUCGGCUUGUAUUUUCUUAGUUAAGGUACAUACAUUGUAUGAAUAAAAUUGAAAAAAACUGAAGAAACUAAGAUAACAUAUUACUAUGAAAAUAAAAGUAAUAAUGUAUGUAUUUGAGUGAACUAUAAUACGAAAUUUGUAAUAGAGAUUUAUAACAAAAAAAAUGGAAACAGUUACUUGCCUAACAUGUACUUCAGUAGGUAGGUAAGGAAAUAUGUACAAUAAGGUUAAUUCUAUUAAAUAUUUGAUAUAUACAUUAAUAGAAAAAAUAAAGAAAAAUGGAUAAUUUUAUUUUUCUGUUACUGCUCUCUUGGUAAGACAGAGAAUUAAAAAUUAGUAAUAAACUUUUGAUGGUAAACUAUAGAUUGGUCCCAUGUACCACUUAUGUCUCAAUUCAAGGACAUUUAUUCCUUUACCUGGCUAUACCUUUCUUACAAUCGUAUCAACGACUGAAACUUUUAAAUAAAAAGUGAAGCAUGAAAUAUUAAACGUAAUUUCGUAUGAAAAGUCAAAAAUUUACCACUAUUUACUUUUGAAAAAUCUAAAUAGAUAGAAUAAUAUUAAUACUUGUAACGUUUAAAUAUACAAUAUAAUAUAACGUCUAUAACAAAUGAUUAAACAAAAAUAUAUUCAAUUGAAUAUAUACAAGGAAAAUAAAGUAAUUAGACGUUUUUUAUAGGUUCAGGAGACAUAUAAACUACAGGGAAAGUAGUGAGAGGAUCUGCCUUUCCUAAUGGCUGAUAUCCAUUAACCAAACUUUCUCUCAAUUCCCACCUACGCCGUUCUCUUUCUGUUUUCUGUCUUCUAAUUGCUUUGCCUAACAUACAGGCAAACAUUAUUCCAGUAAACUGAAAAAUAAUAAAAGAUUAUUAAUUUUCAAACUUGAACAAAUGAAGAAAUACAUAUAAAAUUUUAUGAUAAUCUUUGAAAAAAAUUAAUUUUGAACUUCUCCUUAAAUCUUAUUCUGUUAUGGUCAUUUUUUUAAAAAGACGGUAAAAAUUAUAUGUAUGAAUUUGUAUAUUAACCUGAAUGAGAGCAAUGGCCACAGCUCCAGUACCAAUGUAUAAGACACUUUUGUUAAUGAGACUUGAAAGAUGUUUGACACAUCCACUUGAGUAGACAUUACAUGCAAUACCAGAAUCGGGUCCACAUUCGAUGUCGUCACUAAUUGACCAAGGUCGACAAGAUUUCGGUAGACUUAUUUGAUUUUCUUUCAUAAUUUCCUCCCAAUCAUGAUAUCCAUUGUACCCGCAACAGUAUAGCUUUAAUUGUAAAAAAUAUAUAAGGAUUAUUAUUUAAUAACUGUAUAGUACUUACACACCGUAAAAAUAUUAAAAAGUUUUAUUCAGUCAUGUAGAUUUAUAUUAAAACAUGUUUCAACUCAUAGUCACUCUGUUUAUAUUGGAAAAUACAAACUAUUGAUUAUGAUGAAUUAUUUUUAUUUUUUAAUAAAUCCAAAAAAUAUUACCUUUGAUUGUAAAAAGUCAAUAGCAUCUUCAGCUUCUUUAUUCUUUCCAUAUUGGUGCAUGGUAGCAUUAAUGUUAUCAGCUAGAAGGUCCUUUAUGUCAUCCUGAAGAGCAUAAGCUGCAAUUGCAGCAGCUAACUCCAUUAUGAGAACAACGGAAAGAGAUACUGCAAACUGUAAGUGUACUUAUUAUUAUUAUUAUCAUUAUUAUUAUUGUUGUUUUUAUUAUCAGUACCAUUAUAUCUAGGUUCUUAAAUGUAUAAUGUAUAAGAUUUUAUAUUAAAACAUUUUAAUAAAUAAUUUAAGACAAAGAAAAUUAUGAAAAAUUAAUUCAAGUAACAGUAUGUUUUUGAAAUUAGUUUUUAAAAAAUAUUUUUACUAUAGUUAUAUAUUAACUAUUAUAAUAAAUUGAAGAACACUUACCACAAGAACCAUGCAAGUACUUUCUCUAAGAGCACCACAGCAUCCUAGAAAGGCUAUUACAAAGAUGAGGAUUCCAACUACGAUCAGAAGAGUUGCAGGUGAAAAGUAUCUUGGAUCAAGAAAAUGUGAAAAGUCUUCAUAAACUGCAUAAAUUGUAGUUCCAACGGAUAUUAUCAUCAUCCCUGUUAACUGCAAUAUUAAAACGUUUAUGAAAAUAAAUAAGAUAUUUAUGUAACAAAUGUAGAAUAAAAUAUAAAAGAAAUUAAAUAAGUAAAAAGUUAUAAAUAAGUUUGAAAAUUUUUAGAUCUUAUUCAAUGAUAUAUAAAGAAGCCUGUCAAAAUCGAUCAUUUGAAAAUGAUAUUCGUCAUUCUACUAAAAUAUCUAUAAUAGAAAGACAGUGGUGCUUUGUCACUAGUAUUAAAAAGAUUAGAAAUUCUUAUCUAAAUUGAUAAAUCGAACCAUUCGCAAUACGAUUUUCUCUUCCGAAGACUUGAUUCGAUGAAAAUUUUACAAUAAAUUUUACGAUUCACAUUAUAGAAAUCCAUUAUUUAUUAACACAGAAUUAUUUUCUAUUUUGAAAAUAAAACCCAACAACUGAAGCCAUACAAACAUGUUUUUUAACGUUUAUUUAAAUGUAUUUAAAUUUCAGAUGAAUUGCAAAAUAUCAAUGCUAUAUGCAAUUUGAGGCGAUAAAAAUAUAUGCUUUAUCUGUACAUUAAAGUAAGUUUUCCUAUAAUUAAAAUUUGGGUAUAAACAUUUUAUGUUUAUGUUUAUACCUAAUCCAGGGGAUUGUGCAUAAACUCCGCUGUAUCAUACUGCCCGUAACAUAUUAUAUAGGUAAUUCAUAGAUGGCUUUUUUGACAAUCGUAUGCAGAUAGAAAACAAUGGACAUGCAGAUAAAGGACGAGUGAAGAAGUGGAAGACAUCGAUGAGUUGCGGCGUUGCAAACCGUAAUAAUCUGCACGGUAAUAAUUCAUCGGGGUCGACCUCGCCCAGCCGAUAUCGAUCCUGCUGACCGUCCGAACAAUACCGUAGAGCUAUGAUCCACGUCCAUAUCGAGGGUUGACCUAACUUGUUGAAUCUCAGGGCCGAGUAUGGUUAUUCUCGUUACCUAUCCUCUUCGGCCAGCAGGAAAAAUCGACGUUGCUGCGGUUAUCGUCACCGUCGGCCUCGACCGCAUUUAUUGUUCUCCUUUUCUCCUCUGCUAUUUGAAUGAUAUAAUAUAUGCAGACAUAGUAUUUAAGAUGCCACUAAAGAAGAACAAUUUUACUACGUCACAGAAAAUAAUUUCAUUGUUGUUUAAUCCCUUAACUGCGAUAGUCGCUAUAUAUUGUAUUCGCAAAAAUUUCUAUGUAUUUGUUUAUUACUUCCUUUUUUUAUUAU
Molecule: messenger RNA, 4679 nt
Organism: Nomia melanderi (Alkali bee)
Lineage: Eukaryota; Metazoa; Arthropoda; Insecta; Hymenoptera; Halictidae
Product: alpha-ketoglutarate-dependent dioxygenase alkB homolog 4
Biological process (GO): demethylation
Molecular function (GO): demethylase activity; oxidoreductase activity
Source: RefSeq, a predicted model, not a curated record